UAAAAAAACAUGGAGGAUGAAGUUGAUUGAAGAGGCUGCUGUAUUUUUGUGUUCUGAUUUACCCAAAUAUCACAGCUGUUAGUUUGGCUAGAUCAUUGCCUGUCUUGGGAAGAAUUUAGGCAGUAUAUUUUCUCUAGUGUGACAGGUUCUAGAACUCAGUGGCGGUGUUUUGGAGCAGCAGCAGCAGCAGCAGCGAUGGAGGGGUUCGGGACUAUAACCUUCCCCAUGUUAGCAGACGAAGAAGAGAGCUGCAGUGCCUCUGCUGUACCAAGUAACGGUAGCUUUUACAGCACUCCACUGCAGGGUGUUUUCGUUAAAGAGUGCAUGGCCUCUGCAUCAGAAGACCGUAUGGCGUCCCUGUGCCAGAGUCAGCAGCAGUGUGUGAAGGCCUCCAUCGUGUCCAGCUGGCAGCUGGUGGAGGCUCAGGACCAGCUGUGUGGGCUGGAGCUGCACGGCUCUGAGAGUGUUGAGCAGGAGCAUGCCCGCGCCAUUGCCAGCCAAUCAGAGCUGUCCCAGACGGAACAAGAGUGGCGCCGGAAGGAGAACAUGCUGGGAGGCAGCAGGAGCCCUGUGCUCAGUGCUGACAGCAGCCAGGAUGUGUUUGACAAGAGUAUUAUUAAUUCAAGAAGUAAAAACGUUGAAUUGGAGGAUCAUGACCAGAGCAAAACCUUUGUUCAGAAGUAUGAACAGGAAUUUAGAUAUUUCGGCAUGUUGCGGAGGUGGGAUGACAGCCAGCGGUUCCUGUCUGACCUGCCUCACCUCGUCUGUGGGGAGACUGCCAACUACCUGAUCCUCUGGUGCUUCAGACUACAGGCUGAAGAGAAAGAGGCGUUGAUGGAGCAGGUAGCUCACCAGGCUGUUGUUAUGCAGUUUAUCCUGGAGAUGGCCAGCACCUCCCAGCAGGACCCCAGAGGCUGCUUCCGUCACUUCUUCCACAAAGCCAAAGCAGGACAAGAGGGGUACUUGGAUGUAUUCCAUACUGAGCUAGAGGCCUUUAAGCAGAGAGUAAAAGAGCACACUGUCAAGUGCAAAGGAGAGACACUCCCUAACUUUACAGAGCACCAGAGCAGCACAGCACGCUGUCGCCCGGACCCCGGAGAAGUUCUAGAAUCCUUACCCCCUGAACUGAAGUCAGGGUUCCAACUGCAAGACAUGCAGAUUCUCCAGAAUGUUCUCAGCUCCAUGAAUCCACAGGUGGCAGAGUACCAUGUGAAGCGCUGUCUGGAGGCUGGCUUGUGGACCAACCGAGAAGGGAGAUGGUCCAAGGAGGACGCUACUUUAGAAACAGACGAUCUGCGCAUGAUGGAGACAUAACGAAUGUGGCGCAAGCGCCCUCCACCUCCCCAUCAUUUCCCCAUCAGUUCAUGACACUCAAUAGAAAUAUUACAAAAUGGAGGGGAAAAGGCCUGUUCCUGGACUCGUGGUUCUGCAGUGGACGUCUCCGACAUGCUAUGACACCUAGCGUAUGUGGUCCAAACUCUUCUAGAAACUUUCCUUGAAACUCCCGUGUGUCCAGUUUGUCAUCAUUAGGCCAAACAUUGAUACUACCACGGUGUAGCUAUGGUGACAUAACGAUGCAAAGUGAUCAGUUGACUGCUGUGCCGAAUUCUUGUUUUUGUUACUGCUCGUCACUCCACAUCAACCAACCCUCCAAAAAAAUGUGUCCGUCUGUCUAUGUCCAUCACAGAAGAAUAAGCUUGUCAAACAUAUGUGUUUGGCUGCUAAACCUGCUCACAGACUUGAUUGUGGAAUAGAAAGAAAUGGUAACUUUCUGGCUGACGUUGCGUGAUUAACAUCCUGUGUUAGGUUCUGCUUCGAUGCUCUGUUUGAAAUAGAACAGUUUUAAAACAACUGUGUUCAGGGGGAAAUGCUUUUCAUACUUUAGGCCGACCAGACAUAUUAGGUACUUAGACUUUUGCAGAGCGUC
This is a messenger RNA of Oncorhynchus masou masou (cherry salmon), 1927 nucleotides long. RefSeq names its product cell division cycle 37-like 1 (gene cdc37l1). Gene Ontology annotation, cellular component: cytoplasm. The coding region runs from base 196 to 1314 and encodes 372 amino acids. The transcript is spliced from 8 exons. Gene Ontology annotation, biological process: protein folding; protein stabilization. The record is from RefSeq and is a predicted model, not a curated record. NCBI's taxonomy places the organism in Eukaryota, Metazoa, Chordata, Actinopteri, Salmoniformes, Salmonidae. Gene Ontology annotation, molecular function: protein-folding chaperone binding; heat shock protein binding.